This is a messenger RNA of Caenorhabditis angaria, 701 nucleotides long. The record is from the annotation of a GenBank genome assembly. Lineage: Eukaryota; Metazoa; Nematoda; Chromadorea; Rhabditida; Rhabditidae.
AUGAAAACUUAUUGUGAUCGAAUAUUAACCCGAGCAUAUUUUUAUUUGAAAAUUACGGUAUGUUAAAGUUCUUAGAGUUUUUAAGCUUGCGCUUAGCCCUUAAAAAGUGAGCUAUUUUUCAGAGUCGAUAUUUAUUUAGCGAUUCGAGACAGAGGAUUGUGUUCACUUACUACGUGCUUAUUUAUCUUUGUUUUUUCACCACACCCGUCACGUCUUUCGUAUUAUAUUCAGGAAGUGAGUUGCUGUAACUUUUUUGGAAAAAUAGAGACGCAGAGAAACGAAAGAGCUAUAGAAAAAAGAGCACAUAAAGUUGAGAGUAUUAGAGAAGCGCUGCAGAAAAGAGAGAAACGAGAGUACAUAGAAAUGAGAGUGUUAGAGAAGCCCUACGGAAAAAUAGUGCAAACAAUUGAGAGAGUGCCAGAGAAGCAAAUUUCUUGAGCCAAUCAAAUUACCCCAAUCAUAAUAUAAUUUUUGCAGCAACCCCAAAACUGGAAUACAAAGGUGCCCAUAUGAUACGACAAUUAUCACCCGAAGAACGUAAAGUGGUUAUGAAUUAUUGUAGAAUCGUAUUAGUGUUCCCAGAAAAAGCGAAAACGAUGAUAACAUUGGAUCAACUAGAACACUCAAUACCAAUAUGUCAUACCCUAGUACGAGGAAUCAAACGGUUAAAAGAUUUGGAGUUACGGAAACGACCAUCAUAG